Hyaloperonospora brassicae is the source of this 717-nucleotide messenger RNA. NCBI's taxonomy places the organism in Eukaryota, Oomycota, Peronosporomycetes, Peronosporales, Peronosporaceae. The record is from the annotation of a GenBank genome assembly.
AUGACGAAAGCUGCUCGUGACCGCAGCACGCCUACUGCCACUGAGCAAGCGUUCGGCAAGCUCAAGGUCUCGCUCGCCAAGGCAGCGGACAGCAUCACGCAAAGUCUCAAGACGCUGAAGAGGGUCCUCGGCAAGUACGAUCGACGUCGUGGCGCGUACUUGCGCCAGUCGUCCUACUACUCUAUGAGGAGCGACAUUCGCGUCGCAAAAAGCAUUGCGAGGGACUUGCGGUACGUGGCUCGACGGAUCAGCACGAGCAAGAGCCCCACCAUGUCGGAGAUUAAAGCCGCGCGCAUGAGUACGAACGCCGCAGUCGAUGCCAUGAACGAUCUGAAACAAUCUGGUCGAAUCUACGACCAGAAUCAAACGCCGGGCGACCCCGACAGUCUCACGAGCGUCAUUGACACCAUCAUGGGUGUCAACGACAGCACCUCGACGGCGAGUCGAGCUCGAGCAUUCGACAGCGGUGACGGUCAGCCGCAGACACACAAGUCGAAACGAGGACUCUUCGGGCACAAACGCAUUGGCAGAGACAUCUUCAAGGCUCCUGACACGGUCGAAGGGGUGAUGGCGUCGACUCUGCACGAAAGUCUCAGCGAAUUUGCUGCUUUGAAACAGCAAAUCGCAGCCACAGAGUCCGUCCUGUUGCCUUCGUUCGCCACCCGUGCCAAGGAGGCCGUCGUGGACAUUGUCAGCAGUCUAACUGGUGAAGUCUAA